CCCGGAGCUGUUAUCACAGGAGCAAGUAGCCGUAAUAAGGAAGGAUGUAUCAGAAUCGGCGGCCAAGUGGGGCACAAACAGCACUCGGUGCAGAAAGCAAGACCCACUCAGUCCACUGCGGGCUCUCAGACACUGCCGUGCAGACGAUUCGAAACGCCGAGUGAAAGACGGACACGGAAGUGCUCAGUGCAGAAAAGCGACCACCCCGAGAAAUGUUCGGCUGAAAACGAGUGGCAAGUGCGGGUUUCAGUGCUGUCUCUGGAUUUUUUUGGAAUAAAUUCGCACAAGAUGGUCGGGCUAAAAAUCGUCGACGAACUGCUCAACAAAUCCUUCUACAAGCUGGGCCUGGUGGUGGGCCGCCACCCCGGCUACUUCCUCGUCAUCCCCGUCCUGCUCACCCUCCUCGGCAUGACCGGCUUCCAGCGGAUCCACACCAACAUCGACCCCGAGUACCUCUUCAGCCCCGUCAACGGCGAGGGCAAGAUCGAGCGCGCCAUCGUCGAGAGCUUCUUCAAAGUCAACUACACCACGCGGUUCAACGUCGCCAGGAUAACGAGAGCAGGUCGCUUCGGAAGAGUUAUUGUUACGUCGAAGGAUGGCAACAAGAACCUCCUCCGGACGGUCAUCUGGAAGGAGCUGAGGCUUCUGGACAACAUCAUCCAGAACAUGACAGUGUACCACGAUUUCCAGUACUUUACUUAUAGGGAUAUUUGUGCCAAAUGGAUGUCGGAGUGCUUCCAGAACGACAUCCUCAACCUCGACUACAUCAUGGAUGAGGUCGAAACCGGGGCCCUGAACCUGACCUUCCCCCUCAUGUUCAACCCUGUGACUUGGGACGCUCACGCGUUCCCAGUUUUCUUCGGCGGGACGCAAGUCAGCGAAGACGGACUCAUAAUAAGUGUGCCUUCGGUCCAGCUGGUCUAUUUCGGAAACGCAGACAGCAAAAAGCUGGACGAAAUGGGCUCAGCUUGGGAGGACGCGUUUUUGGACACCGUGGGCAAGGCCCAGGACGACGGGCUGUUCAAACACAUCAGAGUCGCUCGGUUUGCCUCCAGGACGCUCGACCACGAGCUGGAGAAAAACACCAGAUCUGUUAUUCCGUAUUUCACGUCCACCUUCCUGGUCAUGGCGAUUUUUUCAAUUGUGACUUGUAUGAUGACUGAUUGGGUCCGCUCUAAGCCGUGGUUAGGCCUUUUGGGGAAUUUAAGUGCGGCGAUGGCAACUUUGUGCGCUUUCGGCGUCUGCAUGUAUGCCGGAGUUGACUUCAUCGGAAUCAACUUAGCAGCACCUUUUCUAAUGAUUGGCAUAGGUAUUGACGAUACUUUCGUCAUGUUGGCGGCGUGGCGCCGGACUUCGAUCAAAACUCCGGUCCCGGAACGAAUGGCCCUGAUGUUGAGCGAGGCUGCGGUCUCGAUUACCAUAACCUCAGUCACCGAUUUCUUCAGUUUCUGGAUCGGGAUUUUCAGCCCGUUCCCUUCAGUCACAAUCUUCUGCAUCUACUCAGGAGCCGCCACUUGCUUCCUCUUCGUGUGGCACUUGACCUUUUUCGCCGCUUGUGUCGCAAUUUCAGGCUAUUGUGAGCAGAAGAAUCUCCACUCGAUCGCCUGUGUGAAAGUGCAACCGUUAUCAAAGUCACAGCACAGAUGGUGGCUUUACCGCGCCUUCUGCUCCGGGGGGGUGGACCCGGACGACAUGGACAACCCGCUGGACAACCAGGAGCACGGCAUGAUGGUGUUCUUCCGGGACUAUUUCGCGACGUUCCUCAAUAACGGUCUAGUCAAAGUUGUUAUUAUCCUCAUCUUCGGGGUUUAUUUAUUGGGGGCGGGGUACGGGGUCACGCAGAUUGAGGAAGGACUGGAGCGGAGAAAAGUCGCGAAAAAUGAUUCUUACGCAAUCGAAUUCUUCGACCGAGAAGACGACUAUUAUCGCGAAUUUCCCUAUCGAAUACAGGUUGUUGUUGCCGGCGAGUAUGAUUAUUCCGACCCGGAAAUACAGAGACAAGUCGAGAAUCUAACCCAGACUUUCGAAAACACUUCCUAUGUGUCCAAUACGCUGUACACGGAGUCGUGGCUGAGGAGCUUCGUACAGUACGCCGAACGAAACGAGGACUUUUUGAACGUUUCGAUCAAGACGAAAGAAGGGUUUCUGACGGCUCUAAAAGAGUUCUGGCUAGCCCCCACUAGCCCCUUUUCCCUCGACGUAAAAUUCAACGACGCCGGCGAUUCCAUAAUUGGCAUGCGCUUCCUCAUCCAAGCCGUCAACAUCUCCGGCACCGAGCACGAGAAAGAAAUGGUGCGAGCUUUGCGAAAAAUCUGCAAAGAGUCACCACUCAACGUCAGCGUCUUCCACCCUUACUUCGUCUUCUUCGACCAGUUCGAGCUGGUCCGGCCCUUAUCCAUCCAGAACAUGAUAGUGGGGGCCGGGAUAAUGAUGCUGGUCUCGUUUAUCUUCAUCCCGAACAUUUUGUGCUCCUUGUGGGUGGCCUUCAGCAUCCUGUCCAUCGAAGCGGGAGUGGUGGGCUACAUGGCCCUGUGGCACGUCAACCUCGACUCAAUCUCCAUGAUCAACCUCAUAAUGUGCAUAGGGUUCAGUGUUGAUUUCACGGCCCACAUUUGCUACGCUUACAUGUCUUCAACCGCGAAGACACCAGAUGAGAAGGUGAGAGAGUGUCUUUACGCCCUGGGACUCCCGAUUUUCCAAGGGGCUGUUAGCACGAUCCUGGGGAUGAUUGCGCUCCUCCUGGCAAACAACUACAUCUUUGCCGUUUUCUUCAAAAUGGUGUUUCUGGUGGUGUUCUGCGGGGCCAUGCACGGCCUGCUGCUCCUCCCCGUGCUUCUAUCCCUCUUCGGGCCCGGAUCGUGCAUUUCGGGCAAAAAAACCGAAGACAUCAAAAUGUCCAACGUUGAGAAAGCGCUACCGCACCCUUACUGCAUCCCCCACCCGCAAUUCACCCUCAACGGGAGCAACCUGGGCAACAACCUCAAGUGCCAGAAGCUGGAGACUUUGGAGAAAUACACGAAGAAGCCGUUCAAGAACUACGACAUGGAGAAGGACCUGGGGCUGGGCACCUCCGAGGAGAACUCGAGCCAGUCGUCGAGCCACUCGAACAAGAAGCCCCCCGUGGAGGAGGAGAUGAUGGAGAGGAGGUACCGGGAGGCCUGGAGGCGGAAUUCCGACACGCUGAGCCAGUUUCACACGUCGCAGGUUCUGGAUAUCUUCGGGAACGACUCGGAGCGAGAGUACUACCGCAGGUUGGAGGAGAACAGGAGGAGGUUUUAUGAGAAUAAUCCAGAGACGAGGAGGGUCAACGACCAGAGGCACAGGAGGAGGUAUUCGCCCCCAGAGCAGAGAUAUUACAGGAAUCAGGGGCUGGCGAGGUCGAGCUCCUACCACAAUAUCGUUCAUCCGAGGUACAUCCAAGAGCUGAGAUUUCCGUGACUUUUGUGACUUUUAGUGUGAUAAGUUCCGAACUGUUGAUAAAGCUGUCGUGCUGUUGUGCUCAAUGAUCUAGUUUAAGUGUACAGAUACGAUUUUGUAUAAAUUAUUUUUGCAUUAAUACGAAAUAAAUAAGACUAAGAAUGA
Messenger RNA from Tribolium castaneum (red flour beetle), 3582 nucleotides. RefSeq names its product Patched-related (gene Ptr). The coding region runs from base 289 to 3438 and encodes 1049 amino acids. Gene Ontology annotation, cellular component: plasma membrane; cytoplasmic vesicle membrane. The transcript is spliced from 11 exons. NCBI's taxonomy places the organism in Eukaryota, Metazoa, Arthropoda, Insecta, Coleoptera, Tenebrionidae. The record is from RefSeq and is a predicted model, not a curated record.